AUGGAUCAGAACGAGAGUGCCACUCGUGCAAAUGCCAACCCAUUUUGCAGAGAGAAAGGGGCGGAGCUCGGUUGGAGGGCGGCCUCUGCUGGCUGGCUGUCUCCGCCCCCGGAAACGGAGGCCACCGAGUCUCCAGUCCUGGAGGGGCCGCUUCCGCCUGUCUUCCCCCGCAGUCCGCCCGCGGGGACGCAGAGGCGGCCUGGGCCCUGCUGCUGCUGCCGCCGCUCCUCCUUCCCAGGAGAAUCCUCUCUUCAUAGCCAAAGUUGGGGUCCAUCUGGGAAGAUGGAAGCUAAGUUCUGUGAGACGGAAAGAGCCCCUUCAGAGGAAGGGCAGUGGGCCCAGUCCCAGGAGUGUGCCCAAGAUGCCCUCUCAUGCGGCAGUAAAGAGACAGUGUUGAUCCAUUCGCUCUGCGGAAGUGUGGAAACAGCUGCUGCGCUUCCAGACUUGGUAGCAGGGAAUGAUCAGUGGAAUGAGCGUGAUCGGGACGUGCAUCAGCUAUUGCCAGAUAAAGUGAAGAAUGAAUAUUUGAAAGGAAACUCCAUGAGUCAAGGCAAACUAAAGAGGCAAAAAGAAAGUCACAUGGUCAAGAAGAGAGAUAAACGCAUUCCUGGCCAACAGCAGGAUGUCUGUAAACUAGUCCACGUGGUGGAGGCGGCGUGCAAGUGCUUACAGUGUGGAAUGAACUUCUCGGAUCAAGCCCAAUAUGAGAACCAUUUGCAAAUACACAGUGGAAAGAAGACGCAUCAAUGCAUGGAGUGUGGCAAGAGCUUCCUUCAAUGCUCAGAGUGUGGAAAGAGAUUCAGUCAGAAUGGCCAUCUUCAACAGCAUGAAAGAACCCACACAGGGGAGAAACCUUCUGAAUGCUCAGAGUGUGGAAAGAGAUUCAGUGACAGUGGCCAUCUUCAAAGGCAUCUAAGAACCCACACAGGGGAGAAACCUUUUGAAUGCUCAGAAUGUGGAAAGAGAUUCAGUGAAAAUGGCAAUCUUCAAAGUCUUCAACAGCAUCAAAGAACCCACACAGGGAAGAAACCUUUUGAAUGCUCAGAGUGUGGAAAGAGAUUCAGUCAGAAUGGCAAUCUUCAACAGCAUGAAAGAACCCACACAGGGGAGAAACCUUUUGAAUGCUCAGAGUGUGGAAAGAGAUUCAGUCAGAAUGGCAGUCUUCAACAGCAUCAAAGAACCCACACAGGGGAGAAACUUUUUGAAUGCUCAGAGUGUGGAAAGAGAUUUAGUCAUAGUGGCAAUCUUCCAAGGCAUCUAAGAACCCACACUGGGGAGAAACCUUUUGAAUGCUCAGACUGUGGAAAGAGAUUCAUUGACAGUGGCAAUCUUCAAAGCCAUCUAAUAACCCACACAGGGGAGAAACUUUUUGAAUGCUCAAAGUGUGGAAAGAGAUUCUCACGCAGUGAUUAUCUUCGUAAACACUUAAGAACCCACACAGGAGAGAAACCUUUUCAAUGCUCAGAGUGUGGAAAGAGAUUUAGUGAGAGUGGCAGUCUUCGAACCCAUCUAAGAACCCACACAGGAGAGAAACCUUUUCAAUGCUCAGAGUGUGGAAAGAGAUUCAGUGAGAGCGGCAGUCUUCGAACUCAUCUAAGAACCCACACAGGAGAGAAACCUUUUAAAUGCUCAGAGUGUGGAAAGAGAUUCAGUGAGAGCGGCAGUCUUCGAAGUCAUCUAAGAAGCCACACAGGAGAGAAACCUUUUGAAUGCUCAGAGUGUGGAAAGAGAUUCAGUGAGAGCGGCAGUCUUCGAAGCCAUCUAAGAACACACACAGGGGAGAAACCUUUUGAAUGCUCAGUGUGUGGAAAGAAAUUCAGUCACAGUGGCAGUCUUCGAAGUCAUCUAAGAACCCACACAGGU
Messenger RNA from Euleptes europaea (tarantolino), 1863 nucleotides. Its product is annotated as gastrula zinc finger protein XlCGF57.1-like. Gene Ontology annotation, biological process: regulation of transcription by RNA polymerase II. The transcript is spliced from 8 exons. The record is from RefSeq and is a predicted model, not a curated record. Gene Ontology annotation, molecular function: DNA-binding transcription factor activity; RNA polymerase II cis-regulatory region sequence-specific DNA binding. NCBI's taxonomy places the organism in Eukaryota, Metazoa, Chordata, Lepidosauria, Squamata, Sphaerodactylidae. The annotation marks the transcript as partial.